GUGAGGACCCACCUCUAACCUUCACAGCUCAAUAGUAUCCUCAGCUCGACCACAGCGCACUCAAGGCGAUACCGUGCUUAACACUCGUCUCGUACACUUUCAAAAUGGCCACUCGACGCAUCGUUGCUACUGAAAAGACCUUCCUCGAUAAGGAUGAUCCCGUCGAUGAGCAUUCUAGUACUGCUCCUGCCGUUCCCAGCCAAGUCAUCUACAAGCUUCUAGCAUUCACUUUCGCCAUGAUCGUGGUCCCCAUUGGUUCCUAUUUCCUCACUGUUAAUACCGUCUUUCGUGGAAACUCUUCUCUUGCUGGUGGUUUAGCUGCUGUCUUGGCCAAUGUCGUCCUGGUGGGAUACAUUAUCGUAGCUAUGAAAGAGGACCAGUCGGACAAACAAAAGCCAGAGAGCAAGAAGGACAAGUAGACGCACCGUCAUCAAUAAAAGUUGAUUCACUCUUUCAUAAAUUUCUAUCCGGCCAGACGAGAGUCUCAGGGGUAACCGUCUCAAUUAUUUUCUCAC
This is a messenger RNA of Fusarium verticillioides 7600, 515 nucleotides long. RefSeq lists its product as hypothetical. The coding region runs from base 105 to 419 and encodes 104 amino acids. The record is from RefSeq and is a predicted model, not a curated record. The transcript has 3 exons. Gene Ontology annotation, cellular component: endoplasmic reticulum membrane. Gene Ontology annotation, biological process: vacuolar proton-transporting V-type ATPase complex assembly. NCBI's taxonomy places the organism in Eukaryota, Fungi, Ascomycota, Sordariomycetes, Hypocreales, Nectriaceae.